This is a messenger RNA of Rubroshorea leprosula, 1576 nucleotides long. NCBI's taxonomy places the organism in Eukaryota, Viridiplantae, Streptophyta, Magnoliopsida, Malvales, Dipterocarpaceae. The record is from the annotation of a GenBank genome assembly.
AUUGAAGUAGCUAGUACUAUAUAAGAAUGAUAGGUGGUUUAUGGCAGCUAGUUCAUUGGAGAAAGAUUCAAUCGUUGGAAGGCUUUAUUUCCCAACUUAGUGUAAUAGCCAGACUUGUUUCCUUUAGCCAAAAGAAAUGGUUGACAGCAUAAAGAAUAAGGUUCUAGUUAGGGAAUUCAAUGAAGAAAGAGAUAUUGAAGUGGUAGGGAAGCUUGAGAGGGACUGCGAGACUGGGUCUAGCAAAGGGGCCUCCAUGUUUACAAACAUGAUGAGUGACCCUUUAUGUAGGAUUAGGUUCUAUUCACUCCAUGUUAUGCUGGUAGCUGAGCUACGGGAAAACGGGGAGCUUGUUGGAGUGAUAAGAGGAUGCAUCAAGCAUGUGGGGACUAUACUAGGGGGAACCCAUGUGAAGUUGGGAUGCAUACUGGGCCUUCGAGUCUCUCCUAGACAUCGGCGAAUGGGGAUUGGUUUGGAACUAGUGAAAUCAAUAGAAGAGUGGUUGAUAAGCAAUGGAGCAGACUACACUUUCUUAGCAACUGAGAAGAAUAAUGUUGCGUCUACCAAUCUCUUCUCUAUUAGAUGCAGCUAUAUGAAUUUAAGCUCUUUAGUCAUAUUUUUUCAACCAAUCAGUUUCCCACUGAAGGCUCUCUCCAAAGAUGUAAAAGUAGAGAAGUUGCAUGUAGACCAAGCAAUUGCUUUGUACUACAACAAGCUCAGAGGAAAGGACAUCUAUCCAACAGACAUUGAUGCAAUCUUGAGGGAAAAGCUGAGCCUUGGAACCUGGGUUUCUUAUUUCAAAGACGACGAAUGGAUUGGCUUGCACAGCAAAGAGAAGAAUGAAGACUUUGUCACUUCAAGUCCAAGCACUUGGGUCGUCUUUAGCAUAUGGAAUUCUUGUGAGGCAUACAAGAUUCAUAUCAGAAAGUCUCACCCCUUAAAGUUUUUCCAUUCGACUCUAACCCAUGCUAGAGACAAGAUCUUCACUUGCUUCAAAUUGCCAAUAUGUGAUUCACUUGAAAAACCAUUUGGAUUCCUCUUUCUUUAUGGGCUUUAUGGAGAGGGUGGGAGGCUGGGGGAGCUUAUGAAAUCAGCAUGGAGCUUUGCAUCAAGAUUGACUGAAAAUGUGAAGGAUUGUAAGAUGAUCAUAACUGAGCUAGGAGUCUCAGAUCCUCUCAUAGAACAUGUACCUAAAGACUCCUCCAUGUCAUGCAUCAAUGAUCUGUGGUACUUGAAAAAAGUCAAUGGCAUCAACAAUAAUGAAGACCAAGACCAUCUCAUGAAUACAGGGGGAGAACUAGGGAAUGUCUUUAUUGAUCCCAGAGACUUUUAGGGGUUUGCUUCUUAAUCAUCCAAUUCUUAUGUGGCUAAAUAUGUCCAAAUAGAAAAUUAAGGCUUCUUUGUAUCCUGUUCUACUACUUUUGACAUUAGUCUCAUACAUUUACCAAAAAGUUCUUCGAGUUUCCAAUGUAAACCUUUUCAUAUUCCUAGAGUCUCGAUAAGCUUCUUCUGUUGCUGUCUGUGCUUUUUUUGAGUCUGAAACCAUGGGGGACUAUUUGAAUAGAAUCAGGAGAUAUUA